Messenger RNA from Acipenser ruthenus (sterlet), 4037 nucleotides. RefSeq names its product monocarboxylate transporter 12-B-like. The record is from RefSeq and is a predicted model, not a curated record. Lineage: Eukaryota; Metazoa; Chordata; Actinopteri; Acipenseriformes; Acipenseridae. Gene Ontology annotation, molecular function: monocarboxylic acid transmembrane transporter activity. The transcript is spliced from 7 exons. Gene Ontology annotation, biological process: monocarboxylic acid transport; transmembrane transport. The coding region runs from base 319 to 1764 and encodes 481 amino acids.
UAUAGCUUUUUCACUCAGCCUACUGACUGGGUUCACUUUGUGCAAGUGCUUUGGUCCUUCCGGCUUUGUUAUUGUUUUGUAGUGAUCGUUUGUGAGGAUUGACAAUUGUUACUCCUUCAAGAUUUAUAAAUUAAAUUUGCAACUAUGAGAAAGGCUGAUGAGCACACAAGUGAUGCUGAAUUUUGAGCAACAGACAGAUUCAUCAUCAGAUAACAUACCAUGCAAUUGCAACUACACUGAACAAAGUACUACAGGAGCUCAGCACUACUAACUGGAACUUGAAAAAGAGGAUUAAGAGGACUGAGCUCUGUUACAACCAUGGCUCAGACUAAUAAGGUGUCGGUAGCAGUCCCUCCAGACGGAGGCUGGGGAUGGAUGAUCGUUGCUGGCUGCUUUAUUGUCACCAUUUGCACCCGGGCUGUCACCAGAUGUAUCUCCAUUUUUUUUGUGGAGUUCCAAAUGCACUUUGCUCAGGAUUACUCAAAGACAGCAUGGAUUCAUUCUUUGGUGGACUGCACUACAAUGCUCUGUGCCCCACUUGGCAGCUUCAUUGGGAACCGCCUGUCUUGCCGAUUUGCAGUAAUCUUAGGAGGAUUCAUGGCUUCGACGGGUCUUAUUCUGAGCUCCUUUGCCACCAGCCUGGAGAACCUCUAUCUGUCACUGGGAGUCCUUACAGGCAUUGGAUUUGCACUUUGUUACACCCCAGCCAUCGCCAUGGUAGGAAAAUAUUUCUGCAAAAGGAAGUCACUGGCUUACGGGGUCGCUAUGUCAGGGAGCGGUAUCGGGACCUUCAUUCUGGCUCCAGUGGUUCAACACCUGAUUGAACUUUACUCCUGGCGCGGGGCACUCCUGCUGCUCGGGGGGUUUGUCGCCAACCUGUGUGUGUGCGGCGCUUUAAUGAGACCCAUCGCCCUUAAGGAAGAGCAGCUGAGCGGCUUGUUGUCUGCCGAUGAAGAGAACACUUACAACAAACAGCAAAACGACUUGAACUCCAAGUCUGCCUGCAAACCAGGGCAGCCUAUUAGGACAGACUGCCUGAACAGCUGUGUCUUUUUCCAGUCACUGCAGGAGUAUAGCUUCUUCCUGAUGCCUGAUUUCAUGGUGCUAGCAGUGUCCAUCCUCUUCCUGGCCUACGGCUGCAGUGUGCCAUUUGUUUACUUAGUGCCUUACGCCCUGAACGUUGGGGUUAGCCACCAGAACUCUGCCUUCUUGAUGUCCAUAUUGGGGGUGAUUGGUAUCGUUGGGAACAUCACCUUUGGAUGGCUGACAGAUCGAAGGUGUUUGAAGAAGUACCGCUAUUUUUGCUUCUUGACUGCUAUUGGCAUGGAUGGCCUCUGUUGCCUCUUGAUUCCCACACUGCAGAGUUUCCCUCUGUUAGUGCCAUUCUCAGUGCUUUACGGGUACUUUGAUGGGGCGUAUGUGGCCCUCUUGCCUGUAGUAACAUCAGACAUCGUUGGAAGUCAGUACCUCUCUUCUGCCCUCGGAGUGGUCUUUUUUCUUCAUGCAAUUCCCUAUCUCAUCAGUCCACCGAUCGCAGGCUGGCUAGUGGACAGAACAGGCACCUACACCGCUGCCUUCAUGCUCAGUGGAUUCUCCAUGAUUUUCAGCUCAGUUUUGCUGAUGUGUGCUGCUUUGAUUAAGAAGUGCUUUAGAACUCGGUCUGGGUCUUACUCCACCAACUCGGACCCCAAACUCCAAAUCUGGACAAACACUGGCGAGACAGAGUACUCUGUAGCAGCAGAUCAAGAACCAAAGCCUGUAUGAAAAAGACUCCAAAGUAUACUUUAUAGGACUGCACGAGUAGUUAGAAUAUUCAAAUGUAGUUUUUUAAAAACCAAAAAUAGCUUUUUUCAUUUGUACUGUCUGUUUUUAUUAUACCAAAGUAUUGUGGAUGUAUGUAUGAUAUACAGUGCUCACCCUUUAUAACGCUAUAGUGGGGAGCCAUAGUUAUAAGACCGUGCUAUUUGUGUUGUGCCUUAUAACGAGUAUAAAAGGGCUGCUGUAAUGGAGCAAAUAGGAGCUACGACCCUACCGUGUUAUAACCGAUUCUGCACUAUAACAGGGCGUAUUAUAACGGGUGAGCACUGUGUGUGUGUGUGUGUGUGUGUGUGUGUGUGUGUGUGUGUGUGUGUGUGUGUAUAUUCCAUUUAUUUACUCCCACAAUCAGAAUGUGUAUCCUUUCCUCGUACAUUUGAAAUUAUUUCAGGCAAGUUGUAAAUACUGUUACCAGUGUCCUUUCUUAAUUAUGGGAGUUUGCUCGCCAUUAAAUACAGUAGGCAGCUACAAGAGGCUUACAUUCAAAACUGGGGAACAACCUGUAAUGGUUAUUUGUUUUUGGCUGAACUCCCACACCACCACAUGUUUCAUUUAUUUGAACUACAACAGCCAUAUUCCUUGAGUCAGAAAACUUGUCACAUUGGUCAAGGCUCAUAUUGCAUUUGCAUAAUGAAUAGCAGCUUUUUUUAAGGUGUCACAUGGGCAGGGCAGGGCCAGAUUAACUCAUAGGCAAACAAGGGCCCAAAGUCAUGGGGGGGGGGGGGGGGGGCAAAACGAAAAUUUAUUUAUUUGUUUAUUUAUUUAUUUAAACCGAUACUGAAUUGCACGCAAACUGGAAGAACUUCAUUCACUGACAUUUUAAUCGAGGCAGUGUACCUCACUUGUGUUCACACAAAAUCAAGCUGGCUGAGCUGGAACUUACUCUCACUCACUUUCCCGCGGCGACACAAGUAAAUUCCAGGUCAGUCAGUUUGAUUUUGCUUGAAUACAGCAAACUAUGUCUGUUUUGGGGGCAGCAAAGCAUAAACACAGGAAACGGAAAGAAGGAGAAUGCAAGCGGCAAAGGGGGGCAUUAGAAAGAUUUUUGCAAAUUGAACUGCCGAAAACCUUAUCCCCGACCCUGGAGAAAGAGCUGUUUCUAUAACGAAGCGUGUCAAAAAACCAAGUAAGCCAUGUUAAACUGCAUUUGACUUAAGGUUGCCAACUCGUAUAUGCAUUCUUCAACCAAGCAGCCACAGUGAGCUCGGGAGACAUCGUCCAGCUUGCAAGCUUUUUUAUUAUUGGAAAUAUGCUGGAUAGCUAGAUGAAAUUUAUGCAGUAACAAGAGACUGACGGAUCUUAGACGGGAUCUGGCAGCUGAAAACUGGCACAAAAUUGCGCUCCUGUCUACACCUAGCGAAGAGCCAUGUUUUCCUACACUUGCCAAGGUUGCCAUUAAUAAGUUGGCUUUGCCACACAGCACUGCAGAAUUGGAACAAGUUUUUUUCUUAGAUGAACCUUGUAAAAACAGACGUAAGAAAUAAAUUGUCUACAGAUAUUUUGUUUGGAAUUCUGACCAUGCUGUUAAAAACAACACUAGCUUCAGACCACCAAAGCAAAUGAUCCAGUCUGCAGAUGUGUCCAUGUAUGACCAUAAGAAGUAAAUAAGACCUAAAUAAAUGUUAAGUACACAAAACUAACCGAUUUUAUAAAGUGUUUUAUUGUUUAAUUUUUUUGAAUGAUGUCAGUAAAAAAAGUGUCAGUAGGCCACUGUAAAUCUAGCUUGUCAACCCUGAUUUGACUACACGACAAUGUUAGAGGUAUGUUUUUUUUUGUUUGUUUUUGGUUUUUUUUAAUAUAGAUUUGUGUGAACUAUAGGGGACCUACAGUUAGUAGACAAAAGUCUGAGUACCCGCCUAUACAGAAUUAUCACGUUUUUUUAAAUUUUUUUUAAUUGGAUAACAAUCCACAUAUGGUGUUCUUGUCCAUAUUCGAACUGUUGUAUUUAUAUUCAGUAAAUCGGGAAAGGUCAUUAUCAGGCUUCGCUCUGGGAUUUGACGUAGGCUUCAGGUUUUUCCAAAUGUAUUUUGAAAUGUGUUUAGCACACCGCCUUCAAUUAAACUGUUUCUUUCAGAUUCGGUCAGUCGUUCAGUUCAGAGCAGUACAUGAAACUUUCAUCAUAAUUAAUAACUAGAAUUAGGCAUAAUUGACCGUUUCUGAUCAAAACCAUGUAUAAUAACUUAAACUUAAAUGAUACCUUUUGCAAAUUGGUGGAGCGUGGG